AGUAUUAAAAUGUUUAUUUACUCGUAAAAAAACCUUCACAAAUAUUUUUUAGCCUUGAAUCGAAAAACAACUUGGAGUCGACCGCACUGAACCCAACUCGCCGGAAAGCAGAGCCGGCGUUCAUCGUCGGCGAACAGAAUCACCAAAUCCAGAUGGCAAAGGCAAGGGAUAGGACUGAGGAUUUCAAAGACGCCGUUCGUCAAAGUGCUCGGUCUUUGGGGUAUGAUGAGGCUAAAUUGGCAUCCAUUUUGGCAUCUUUCAUUAUUCAUAAACCUCCACAAAGGUCCCCAUUCUCCAAAGCUGCAUUUAAGACGCUCGAGAGUAUUGGAGAAUUGGAUCAUUUUUUGUUAAAGCAUAGAAAGGACUAUACAGAUCUGCACCGAACAACUGAACAUGAGAGAGAUAGCAUUGAGCAUGAAGUUAGUGCUUUUAUUAAAACUUGCCAACAACAAAUUGAUGUUCUCAAGAAUAGUAUAAACAAUGAAGAGGAAAACUCAAAAGGGUGGCUUGGUAUUACAACUGCAAAGGCUAACGCUGACACCAUUGCCCACAAACAUGGAGUGGUUUUAAUUUUAAGUGAGAGACUCCAUUCAGUUACGGCGCAGUUUGAUCAGCUCAGAGCUAUACGCUUCCAGGAUGCCAUUAAUAGGGCUAUACCACGAAGAAAACUUAAUCGUAUAACCAAAAAAGAUUCCACUGAAACCUCUAAUUCAGGUGAUGCGGAGCUCAGGGAACCUGAUGAGCUGCGCAGUGAGCCUCUAAGAGUCCAGCAUCAACUCUUGGACGAUGAAACACGUGCCCUUCAGGUGGAAUUGACUAGUCUUCUAGACACAGUUCAAGAAACUGAAACUAAGAUGGUAGAAAUGUCUGCAUUAAAUCACUUGAUGGCUACACAUGUAUUACAACAAGCUCAACAAAUUGAGCAUCUAUAUGACCAGGCUGUUGAAGCUACUAAGAAUGUUGAGCUUGGUAACAAAGAACUCUCACAAGCCAUUCAGCGGAAUAGUAGCAGCAGAACAUUUCUUUUACUAUUUCUGUUUGUGCUCACUUUUUCAAUCAUCUUUCUUGAUUGGUAUAGCUAAGUUGCUUCCAUUUUCUGCUAACACUGUAUUGUAUCUUAUAGCACAGUCUCAAUUUUCCAUAUUACUGAUGAUAUAUUUGUGCUCACUACAAAAGGCAUAUUUUUCUUGACAUUUAUACUAUACAUUGGGAAAUUGAUAUAGCAAACAAUUCGACUAUUCGAGUAAUUAAUUUUAUGAAGGCAAU
Vicia villosa (hairy vetch) is the source of this 1266-nucleotide messenger RNA. RefSeq names its product syntaxin-81. The record is from RefSeq and is a predicted model, not a curated record. Gene Ontology annotation, cellular component: SNARE complex; endoplasmic reticulum; membrane. NCBI's taxonomy places the organism in Eukaryota, Viridiplantae, Streptophyta, Magnoliopsida, Fabales, Fabaceae. Gene Ontology annotation, biological process: retrograde vesicle-mediated transport, Golgi to endoplasmic reticulum. The transcript has 8 exons. Bases 153 to 1082 code for a protein of 309 amino acids.